Messenger RNA from Sclerotinia sclerotiorum 1980 UF-70, 486 nucleotides. RefSeq lists its product with no specific name. The transcript is spliced from 2 exons. Bases 1 to 486 code for a protein of 161 amino acids. Lineage: Eukaryota; Fungi; Ascomycota; Leotiomycetes; Helotiales; Sclerotiniaceae. The record is from RefSeq and is a predicted model, not a curated record.
AUGUCUACCGAUGCAGAAAAGAAGCUACUAUCUUCCAUCCUCAAUCAACUCAACGGCGAAAUCGACUGGGACAAAGUUGUGAAGGAUGUCAAUGUCCCCACCAAGUCAGUCGCUCAGAUGAGGUGGACACGUUUCAAAAAAACAUUACCCAACCUGGAAUCAAAUGGAAAUGGCACUGAUUCUCCGCCAGCAACGCCAAAGAAAAGACAAUCACCAACGAAAAGCAAAACUCCUAAAGGAAGUUCUAAGAAGAAGCAAAAGCGCUCGAAAUCUGGAAUAGACAGCGAUGACGAAGACGAAGAAGCCCAAUUUGAAAAUGAUGACGAGGAAGAGAAUAAGAAAGUUACCACUGAGACACCUGCACGAAGUCUUCCAAGCAGGAAGGCUAAAACUAGGUCCCCGAUUAAGGAGACACUUACGAGCGAUGAAGAAGAGGAAGAGGAGGGCGAGAUCAAUGCUUAUUUCAAGGAUGAAGAGCAAAAUUGA